UGGAGUGUACAUCAGCAGCCGACUACAGACACAGCCAUGAACUCAGCCGUCAUUGCUUUCCUCACCUGCCUGCUUGUCCUCUGUGUACAAGGACAACCAGGCCACAGUUCUAGUAAAUGCAUGUGUUAUAGUUAUGUCGGCCCGAUCCACCGAAGGUUCAUCAAGGGAAUACCAGUCAUACACAACCCAAGUAUCUACUGUUCAAAGACAGAGAUUAUUAUCACAACAACAGCAGAUGACCAGAAGUGUGUGGAUCCAGAGUCACGGCUGGGAAAACACAUUCUUGAAAAAAUGAGCAAGUUGAGGAAGAACAGAGCUGCGAGCACGACGACCGCUUCCAGCCAAACUAGUACUCAGAGCUCAAUCAGUCUCCACACUACCUCCACCAUGUAGAGCUGCUGUAUCUUCACUGAAACCCUGAAUCAGCUGUUUCUCAUUGCUGUCAACAUAUAAAUACUUUUAUAAAUAUUUUUUCUGUAACUUAAAUUGUAAUUAUGUAUAUAUAUGAAAUACAUCAUUUAUAUUUAUGUUUAAUAUUUUGGAACGGAAAAUAAAACUUUUGA
Messenger RNA from Scomber scombrus (Atlantic mackerel), 563 nucleotides. RefSeq names its product growth-regulated alpha protein-like. The transcript is spliced from 4 exons. The record is from RefSeq and is a predicted model, not a curated record. NCBI's taxonomy places the organism in Eukaryota, Metazoa, Chordata, Actinopteri, Scombriformes, Scombridae. Bases 37 to 393 code for a protein of 118 amino acids. Gene Ontology annotation, molecular function: CXCR chemokine receptor binding; chemokine activity. Gene Ontology annotation, biological process: neutrophil chemotaxis; antimicrobial humoral immune response mediated by antimicrobial peptide; chemokine-mediated signaling pathway. Gene Ontology annotation, cellular component: extracellular region.